UUUCGCCAUGGUGACAUCGAGAACAUUUUGGAGACAGUCGUUAAAUCCGCUGGUCGUGCUGCCGCUGGAGGCGGAAUUCUUGGUUUUGCUAAGAAAGUUAUGGACAACGCCUCUGGAGGCUCGAAAUUCAAUAAAGGAGAUAUCAAGAAAGUUUAUUUUGGUAACUGGCUCAGGGAUUACUCUCAGGCGAUGGAUAUCGCUGGCUUAAGCAAACUCAGCGCGGAUACCCUUGUUCUCGUUGUCUCUGUUCUUGGUUUUAUGGCGUUUGGCUUUGCCACUAGGGAGUUCGAGGUCACGCCCGAUCGUCUUGGUGUCUACUUGCCCGUUGAACAUAUCGAUAACCCAAAAGGUUAUGCUGAGAAAGAAGGCGAUGCUCGUCAAUUUCACCCCAAACUUCGUCCGCCUGUUGAUCCUCGUGAACUCGAAGUCGACGAGCGAACGGGUAUGAAAAACUAUAUGGCGACUGAAGAUCAAGGCUGGGAUUCGUCCACAGCCCACAUCCGUCGCACUUUCCGAGCUUGCAUCGAAUAUGGUCGCAGGGCGUCCGGACAAGAAGGUGCCGAGCUGUAUGAAGCUUUUCGUUUACUUGGCACGGGUCUCCACACGAUGGAGGAUCUUCUCGCGCAUAGUAACUGGUGUGAAAUUGGCCUCCGCAAGAUGGGCUACGAGGAAGUCUUUUGUCACGUCGGCGAUAAUGUCUACGUGCAGACUCCCUCUGGUGAAAGAGUUCCACCUCUUGUCACCGGUACAUUUGGUAGUGCCGACUUCAUGCACUCGAUGCUGGGGGAAGCGACCGAUCAUAUCAGCCAGGCUAGUGUCACAGCCUUGAACGAUCAGAUGGCGCAGACCUCGCAAAACAACGACACCGCCGAAAAGUUAUCCGCUCUAAAGAAACUCCUCAGCAAGGUCGGUGGAGGGGAUGACAAGCUGAGUCAGGGAGAGCAGCUGCAAGCACAGUCCCAAGCGUACCACUUCGACCCCGAUAAUGUUGCGCCGCCUGAGGUCCAGAAGCAACUUCUGGAUUUACUCAAAUGGCGCGAUGAUGUCUAUAGGGAUAUCAUUGCCAAGAUCGAGAUGGUCCCCGGCUUGAGUGACUUGAUAGACGAGCUGAGCAAUGCGCUCACAGCAUAUGUCUACACCGUUAUUGCACCCUGGCUCACGCCUAUCCUUACCCAAGCUACGUCGGCCCUCGGCGAAGGAAGCAAAGCUGUCAUCGACUCCGAUGACCAAUAUGAAGUUUUCGACAACGCAGAUGCGUCUGACCCUUCACAUAGUCUCUUAUCCAAAGACCAUUUCGGUCUGAUUCUCAACGAGCCUGCAGGGAAAAUAGCUCAGAUCGUAGUUGUCAAUAGUAUUCAGCGUCAGAUGUUUGACGAACUUGAGAAAUGGGUCGGUGCUAUGGGUGAGGAAGCACGCGACACUAUUGACAAGCUGACGAAGGACGCUGUUCGCGAGGGAAAGAACAAGAGAGAGGGAGAUGGAAGUGUCGAGCCUGGCUACGGGGGCUGCGGACAUGGAAGCAGCGCGAGCUACGGUCGUAAGACCCAAAGCAGUGGCUACCAGGGCCAGAGCUCGCACCAGAGCUCCGGCGGAUAUGGAGGUAGCCAGUCGCAUGGCAGCAGUCAGCAAUCGUCGUAUGGAGGCCGUAACGAAUCAACCUACGGCAGCCAGGACGAAUACUCUGGCCGGACCGAGUCCACAUAUGGUGGACGCAGAACCGAUGAGUCUUCUUACGGGGGACGCAAUGACUCUGGAUCCACCUAUGGAAGGAACACGGAGUCUUCGUAUGGUACUACAAACGAGCCUUCAUCCGGAGGACGCUACGAACCCACUUACGGAGGGAACACGGAGUCUUCGUAUGGUGGUACAGGUGUAUCCUCCUAUGGGGGUCGCAACGAAUCCACCUACGGAAGGAACACUGAGUCAGAGUCUUAUGGCAGUACAAACGAAUCUUCCUAUGGUGGAAGGACUAAGCCUUCCUAUGGUGGACGUGACGAGUCUACCUAUGGCCGACAAGCCGAGCCUUCCUACGGCAGACAGGAUGAUUCGUAUGGAAGUAGGCAGCAGACAAGCUAUCGCCGUGACGAUUCGUCGUAUGAUACUAGCAGUCCCGAGGUCUCAUAUGGUGGCAGGAACGAGUCGUCGUAUGGCAGGAGCGAGUCCUCUUAUGGUGGCCGAGAUGACUCUAGUUAUGGUGGGCGGACUGAUUCCUCCGGAUAUGGCGAACAGAGUGAAAGCUAUGGUAGCGGUGGUUAUGGAAGCGGUCAUGGCCGCCGUCAUGAUGAAGAAGGAUAUGGCGGCGGUGAUCCUCCUCGUCAAGAAUAUGGGGGUAGGGGAGGUGAAUACGGUGGCCGAGGAGGUUACGGCGGGGGUGGCGAUAAGUUUGGUCGGCCUCCUCCUCCCCAAGAAUUUGAAGGUGGCCGAGGCGGAGGGUAUAAUCCCCAGUUAUGGCGGAUCAGACGACACAUUCGGCGCUGAAAGAAUGAAUAUUCGGGAUGAGGACGAUGAUCGCGGCCACGGACGUCGCCAUGGCCACCAUGGGCAGUCAUGAAGAAAGGCGUGAAUACGGUUAUUGAAGGAUAAGAAG
This is a messenger RNA of Desarmillaria tabescens, 2587 nucleotides long. RefSeq names its product Het-C-domain-containing protein. The record is from RefSeq and is a predicted model, not a curated record. Bases 100 to 2478 code for a protein of 792 amino acids. Lineage: Eukaryota; Fungi; Basidiomycota; Agaricomycetes; Agaricales; Physalacriaceae. The transcript has 8 exons.